Messenger RNA from Fusarium coffeatum, 1446 nucleotides. RefSeq lists its product as uncharacterized. NCBI's taxonomy places the organism in Eukaryota, Fungi, Ascomycota, Sordariomycetes, Hypocreales, Nectriaceae. The transcript is spliced from 2 exons. Bases 1 to 1446 code for a protein of 481 amino acids. The record is from RefSeq and is a predicted model, not a curated record. Gene Ontology annotation, biological process: protein dephosphorylation. Gene Ontology annotation, molecular function: cation binding; protein serine/threonine phosphatase activity.
AUGUUCCGCGCAACAACAAGGACUCUGAGAGUCCCAGGCUCGGCGCUCAAGCGAGUACCAGUCGGUGUACGCUUCUCAUCUACGCAGACUUCAACAUCGGGCAAUGCGAAGUUCGUGUGGCCAGCGGCAGCCGUUGUCGGAGUUGGCUCUGGAGCAUACUUCUUCAGCAGCAAGAGUACCACAAAGACCCAGGCUCCAAAUGAUGGUGUUCCCAGCUUGAGCGAGUAUCCAACAGAAGAACAAAUCCCCGUCAAUUCACCUGUCAAGUCGAUCAUUCUUGAGGAUGCCAAUGCCAAAUUACGGGAGGACGCCCAUACCUUUGUGUUUGAGGGACACGGAGGCACCAAGGGACGCGUAGACUUUGCGCGUCUGGGAAGCAAUAAUCCCAUUGAGGAUGACUGGGACCUUAAGAUUGCGAAGGGUGUUGGGGGAACGAAGACUUUGUACGCUGGUGUUUAUGAUGGACAUGCAGGAUGGGCGACUUCUCAAGUGUUGAGGAACGCUCUGGUCCCGUACGUAUCGGGCGCUCUGUCAAGCCUGACGCCUACCAGUUCCAGCGAGAUGGUAGACGAUGCGAUCCAGAAAGCUUUCGUCCGUCUUGAUGACCGUAUCUUUGACACCGCCCUCAAAGCUGUCGAAUCCGGACAAGACCAAGGGUCUGCCUCUGUCAUUUCUGCUGUUGCACCCGCCAUCGCCGGAUCAUGUGCGCUUCUAACCAUGUACGAGCCUACCACUUCGACACUCCGCACUGCCGUCGCAGGCGACUCACGAGCUGUUCGUGGUGCGUGGUCUGCUAAGGCGAAUAAGUACGAGACAGAUAUUCUGAGCAUCGACCAGACUGGCUUCAAUCAGCUUGAAGUGGAGAGACUGGACAAGGAACAUCCCGGACAACUCAACAGCAUGCUCAAUCUCAACUCGGGACGCUUGUUCGGUCUUGCUGUUACAAGAGCGUUUGGUGACCACAGACUGAAGUGGCCCGAGAAGGUCAUUCGCAAAGUCCAGGACGAUUACUACGGCACUCCACCCCGACCCAAUUACACCACCCCUCCAUACUUGAUAGCCCGUCCAGAAGUUACAACCAGAAAGAUCCAGACAGAAGACUUUGUUAUUAUGGGCUCCGACGGACUCUGGGACAUGAUCAGCAACGAAGACGCCGUGACAUGCGUUUCGCGCUGGUUAACUGCCAAGAAGAGCGGCAAGCCUGAGGCCUUCAAGGAGACAAAAUUCGAGGGCAAGCUGGAAGAUGGAUGGCAGGCUACCCCGGACCAUCAGGUCAUUGAGGAUCUUGACAACGCGGCUGUGUGCUUGGUGAAGAACGCAUUUGGAGGGUCGAGACGGGGCUUGUUCCUUGGAGCGAUGACGACGUAUGCGCCCAUGAGCCGCAAUGUGAGGGACGAUAUUACUGUGCAGGUUAUUUUCUUCAAGGAUCCUUAUCAGAACAAGUAG